AUGAAGGGCAUGAAGGCUCAAGACACGCAGCUGGAGCUAGUUAAACAAAAAGAAGUAAAUAAGGGAGAUGCAGUGGGUAAGAGGAAGAAGACAGGUUCUGGAUCUCACACUUGUCCUGGCUAUAAAGGAAAUACAAAUGAGGUGAAUCAUGAUGCUGGCUCUGGCAGUUUUGAGCCAAAGUCUGGAAGUACCCUCCCAGAGGUGAACAUGCAUGUUUGGUCUGCGGAAGAGUAUGCUCAAUACGACACAUAUCUGAUUGAGAAGUGGAGCGUGUUUGAAUUAACGCAUCUCGACCAUGGUUAUUUGAGCAUCACAUCAAAGACAAAGAUUCCGAGCCUGUCCGCGUUGGCUCGAAGAGUUCACAAGUUCAUGGUUGAUCUGACAAUUAUUCGAUUUCCCAUCAUGAGCCGUGUGAAUCUGACCAUGCUCAGAUGCAGAGCCAAAAUCGUUCUUCAAUCACAGGAGCAAAGUUCCUUGGUUCACAUGGGUUUACGACAAACUUGA
Arabis nemorensis is the source of this 504-nucleotide messenger RNA. The record is from the annotation of a GenBank genome assembly. Lineage: Eukaryota; Viridiplantae; Streptophyta; Magnoliopsida; Brassicales; Brassicaceae.